AUGUCAGACUCGGAAGAAAAGAAGUCCGACCUUUCGGCACCAAUCAACCAGGUAGAGCCGGUGAUGUCGAAGCCGCUCACGCUAGCAGACAUCACGUCGAACCCGGUUGAGGCCAGCGUGCCCUUCUCUGUGGAGAACCCAUACCACCCAUACCACUGGGACUGGAAAAAGAAGUACGGAAUCGUCAUUGCGUACUGCACGUUGCAGGUGUACGUGACGCUCACGUCGACGACCUACGUCGCCGUCGAGUACAUUGUGGAGGAGAACUUCGGUGUCGACGCCCAGGUGGCCACUCUCGGCCAGUCCUUGUUCAUUCUCGGUACCGCUGUCGGGCCUGCGUUCCUCGGGCCUUUGUCCGACUUGGGCGGCAGAAAGUGGAUCUACGUCAUCUCGAUCAUCUUCUACAUCAUCUUCAACUUCGGCUGCGCGUGGCCCCUCAACAUGCCUAUGGUGGCCAUCUUCAUGUUCAUCAUCGGCAUGUGCGGCUCCACCGCCUUGUCCAACGUCGCCGGUACCAUUGGAGACUUGUUCUGCGCCUCCGACGAGGCCUCCCAGCCUAUGGCUCUGUUUGUCUUCUCUGCCAACGCAGGCCCUUCCAUCGGCGGUAUCGUCGGUGAGGCCAUUGCCGAAAACUCCAAGUUGGGCUACAAGUGGAUCUUCAUCAUCAACAUCAUCAUCGGUGGGGCCUUCGUCGUCGGUAUGUGUUUCCUUCCAGAAACCUUGCCAAGAAUCGUCAUCGAGGAGAGAACCGCCAUGGAGGGCAGAGACUGUCCAGGCGUCAUCUGGAGAGAGUUUGGCUACUUCAAGGACACCCUCUCCUGGAAGACCCCAUCCUACAAGGCCGUCUACGAAGAAAAGUUGUCCCAAGAGGGCGAUGCCGCCGUUGUUGUCGAGAAGGUCAACACCUUCAACGAAAUCAAGUUCGUCGCUUUGCAAGCUUUGAAAAUGAUGGUCACCGAGCCAAUCAUUAUCUUCAUGGGUCUCUACAACGGUUUCGCCUACGCCAUUUUAUUCCUUUACAACGACGGUAUCUUCGACGUCUUUGUCUACAACAACAAAUUGUCCUACAUUGCUGCUGAGUGCACCUACUUGAACUUCGUUGUCGGUGUCGCCUUUGUCAUCCUCCUCCAGCCGGUACAGACCUGGUUGUUCAAGAGAGACAGAAUCAGAAACGGUGGUAUUCCAAGACCAGAAGCAAGAUUCUUGCUCUCUUUGGUCACCGUCUGGGGAUUCCCUCUCGGCCUUUUCUGGUUCGCUUUCACCUCCGACGGUACCGUCAACUACUGGUCCCCAAUCGUUGCAGGUUUCGUCUUGGCCCUUGCUGACCCUCUCCUCUGGUUGGCCAUGUUGAACUACAUCAUUGACUCCUACUCCGCUGCAGGCUUGAGCAACUCCGCCAUUGCAGCCUUCUGUAUCCCAUCCUUUGCCAUUGCAGGUGCCCUCUCCCACGCCGGUGUCGCCAUGUUCCAGAACAUGUCCACCACCUGGGCCAUGGCCACCUUGGGAUUUAUCUCCAUCGGUAUUGUCGCAUUGGUCUACAUCUUCUUCUUCUUCGGUCCUAGAUUAAGAGCAGCCUCCAAGUUGGCCAAGUUCUCUCAGCAGCAACAACCUCCGCAACAGCAAUACACAAACCCAAUGCUUCCACUGAAUCCCCAGUACCCAGCAUCAAAUUGGAACCAGCAGAGUAUGUCGCUGACCCAGCCAUCCGAUCCUGCUUUACACAGACUAGGAGUGAAUAGAAGGUUAUCCUCACACAUGCAGCGACUGCCCUCCAUCUCGAGCAUCAGCGCAUCGUCACCCUUGUCGACCUCCAUGUCUCCAAAUGGCUCAUCCGUGAACGAAAAUGUUCUGCAUUUAGGCCCCGCUUCACCGUCGAUAAAUAACUCUCAGUACCCUGGACUGACUCUGGGAUCAAACAAUCCAUCGCCCGAGAAGUCUCUCUUCAAAAACUUCUGGGGAUUCAAUAAUUCAGAUAACCAGCUGUCGCCGACAAACACAUCUUACCCUCCUUUGCCCCCACCGCUACCACCACACGUUAACCCUGCGAACAAUAAUAAUGGCAAUCCAAUGACUUUCGGCACUAGAGCCUUGUUGGAAAGUCAACAACAACAGAUCAUUCCACCGUUGAGAGCAGAAGGUCCCGUUCUCACGUCUAUGAAUGCGAACACAGGGAACACGUUCAAUAAUAUAAGAAGAGAAAGUGUGGCUGCAGUGCACCACCAUCAACAUGGAAUGCCUUAUCCAAUGUUGAAUGACAAUGAUAAAUCGCAGAAAGUCCACAAACCGAAAGCGUUAAAAAAUCACUUGAAACUACCGAAGUUCAAUGCUGUUUCAUCAGCUUCCGAUUUGCAGCCAGCCAUUAAUGACAAGCCCAAAUUUCGUCGUGUUUCAUCUUCCCAAUCUUUUGUUUCGCCCCUCUCUGCACUGACCACACAAUUGAAUUUGUCAUACUCCAUGUGCGUACCAGAGUACGAUUACCAGAAAUCCAAGAAUCCAAGAAGAGCCUUAACCAAGAACAGUAAACCAUGCCACAACGGUGGCUACGAUAACGAGGUCUACGAUUACAUUUUGUAUGUGAAUGACAUAUUGGGGACCGAGGAGAACAAGAAGUACCUUGUGCUCGAUAUUCUCGGACAGGGGACCUUCGGACAGGUUGUGAAGUGCCAGAACUUGAAGACUCAAGAGAUUGUGGCGGUGAAGGUCAUCAAGGCCAGACAAGAAUGCUUGCAGCAGUCCAUUGCCGAGGGCAAUGUGUUGGAGUACAUCGACAAGAAGGUGGAUCCAAAAUACAAGAAGUACUUCAUCGACUUGAAGGACAAAUUCAUGCACAAGUACCACCUAUGUCUUGUAUUCAAGCUGCUAAGCUCCAACUUGUACGAGAUCAUAAAGCAGAACCACCACCAUGGCUUGUGCAUCAAGUUGGUGAGGAACUUUGCCGCGCAGAUCCUCGAAGCACUAUGCGCCUUGAAGGAGAUCAAGAUCAUCCACUGCGACCUAAAGCCAGAGAACAUCCUGUUGGCGAAGCUGAACAAGCCCGACUUGAAGGUCAUCGACUUCGGCAGCGCCUGCGAGGAGCACCAGCUUCUCUACUCCUACGUGCAGUCCCGCUUCUACCGCUCGCCCGAGGUGAUCCUCGGCGUGGACUACUCCACCUCCGUCGACAUGUGGUCCUUCGGGUGCAUUGUGGCCGAGUUGUUUCUCGGCUUGCCGCUUUUGCCCGGCACCUCUGAGUACGAGCAGUUGGCGAGAAUGGUGCAGACCUUCGGCAUGCCGCCGUCCUGGAUGAUGGUGGAAAAGAAGGCCAGCAACUACGUCGUGAAGCAGGACAACCCUAGCUACGACUUCUUCAACGACAAGUCCGGCGGCAGAUACUCCUACCGUCUGAAAACCCUCGACGAGUUCAACCGCGAGUUCAAUCUGCACGAGAGCCCUGCCAAGCAGUACUUCUGCGACACCAAGCUCGACAAAAUCGUCAUGAACUACCGCCUGCCCAAGAAGAACAUGCCCAGGGAAGCCGUGGACCGGGAGAUGCAUGAACGGUCAUGUUUGGUCCACUUUCUCAAGGGCGUGCUCAACAUCAGUCCGCUCGAGCGCUGGACUCCGCAGGAGGCCCUUCAGCACCCUUUUAUCACCGAGGAACCCUGGACGGGUCACUGGGCCCCUCCUACUGCCCGCUUCAGCUCCGACAUCCGCAGAGGAGGCCGUUCUCUUAGUCUUGUAUAG
Messenger RNA from Pichia membranifaciens NRRL Y-2026, 3723 nucleotides. RefSeq lists its product as hypothetical. NCBI's taxonomy places the organism in Eukaryota, Fungi, Ascomycota, Pichiomycetes, Pichiales, Pichiaceae. Gene Ontology annotation, molecular function: transmembrane transporter activity; protein tyrosine kinase activity; protein serine/threonine kinase activity. The transcript has 4 exons. The coding region runs from base 1 to 3723 and encodes 1240 amino acids. Gene Ontology annotation, cellular component: nucleus; cytoplasm. The record is from RefSeq and is a predicted model, not a curated record. Gene Ontology annotation, biological process: peptidyl-serine phosphorylation; peptidyl-threonine phosphorylation; transmembrane transport.